Acaulospora morrowiae is the source of this 179-nucleotide messenger RNA. The record is from the annotation of a GenBank genome assembly. NCBI's taxonomy places the organism in Eukaryota, Fungi, Glomeromycota, Glomeromycetes, Diversisporales, Acaulosporaceae.
UCCAAGUAUCUUUACCGAAUCCUGAGUAUGAAAUACUUUUUAAAAGGAUCAAAAAGUUGGAAAGUCUUAAUCAACAACUAUUAUCAGAAAACGAAACACUAAAAAGAUUGUUAAACGAAAAGCUUACCGACGAACAAGAUCAUUUGAAGUUGGUAAUGGAGAUUGCUAAAAUGAAAUGA